CUGACCUGACAGUUUGAAAAUACCAUCCGAAGAAGAUGUUACUUCCGGGCUGAAUAUUCCUCUGAACACAACAAAACAUGACAUAUUUCCAGGUUUAAAACAGACAAGGUGGCCCAAUGUUGUUUGUGCAAGUUUGUUUUUAGGUGAACAAUGGUGCCGUCGAAGCGAAGAAAAGUGUCCUCUGCCAGCAACAGCCCAGAUAAAGUCUCCAAGUUCCCGCAGGUGGUUUUGUACCUCCUGGAGAGGAAGAUGGGCUCCAGUAGAAGAACUUUCCUCACCGAGCUCGGACGAAAAAAAGGCUUCCGAGUGAACGAGAAGUUCAGUGAAAGUGUCACGCACGUCAUCUCCGAGAAGAACGCAGGCGAUGACGUCAGAAGGUGGCUGACGUCACAGGGUCACGACCGGACACCUGCUCACCUUGUGGACGUCGGUUGGUUGACAGACAGCCUCGGGGCGGGACAUCCUGUCGACAUACUGGAGCGACACAAACUGCGUGAACAGCCGACGUCAGGCGGAAGUGAGGUGGCGACGCUCUCCAUUCCUGUUUACGCUUGUCAGAGGAGGACUGCGCUGAACAACCACAACGCCAUAUUGACAGAUGCUUUGUCGCUGCUGGCUGAAAAUGCUGAGCUCGGUGACGACGAUAAGCGAGGCCUGGCGUUCCGCCGCGGCGCCGCCGUGCUGAGGUCUCUUCCCGAGGCGGUGACGAACAUGAGGCAACUCCGAGGAUGCCCCUGCCUGGGGGAACACUCGCUGAGGGUCAUCCAGGACAUUUUGGAGACCGGAGCGUCCUGCGAGGUGGAGUCCACUAAACAGUCUGAGCGUUACCAGGCCAUGAAGGUUCUGACAGGAAUUUUUGGAGUCGGAGUAAAGACGGCAGAUCAGUGGUUCCGAGAUGGCAUCCAGAACCUUCACCAGUUACGGCAGUCAGGACGCGCUUUCAACCGAGCGCAGCGAGCAGGUCUGAUCCACUACGACGACCUGGUGCUGCCCGUAACAAAGCCGGAGGCCGACGCCAUUGCGAACAUCGUGGAGGAGGCGGUCCUUGCGGAGCUGCCGGGGUCACGGGUCACUCUGGUGGGAGGGUUCAGGAGGGGGAAGCUCAGCGGCCAUGAUGUGGACUUCCUCAUCACGCACCCGCAGGAAGGACGGGAAGAAGGUGUCAUUCCCAAAGUGGUAUCACGCCUGGAGGCGCAGGACUUCCUGUUGUACCACAAGACCAACAGAAACUCCUACAUGGAGUCCACAGAUGGACCUGCCCGGCCCGCCUCCAUCAUGGACCACUUUGAGAGAUGCUUGACCAUCUUUGGACUCGCCACAGGUGACGCCGAAGGCCGAGCACGAAGGAGAGCCGUGCGAGUGGACCUGGUGGUCUCGCCCUUCAGCCAGUUUGCCUUCGCCCUGCUCGGCUGGACCGGCUCAAAGCUGUUUGAGAGGGAGCUGCGUCGCUGGGCGACCCGAGAGAAGAACAUGACGCUGAGCAGCCACGCCUUGUACGACAACAACCAGGGUCGGUACCUGAAAGCUGCGACAGAGGAGGAAAUAUUUGCUCAUCUCUCCCUGGACUACAUCGCACCUUCGGACAGGAACGCCUGAUGAAGAUGAUCAGGACCUUCUUCUGAGAUGGACCCCAGCGCCGGCCGGCCCACAUUAAAGUGACACCCCCCCUCCUCCCAGUAAAGACAGGCGGGAAGUUCACCAACUGAUGUGUGGAUCCCAGAAAGAACCACCAAGUCAGAACUUUUACUUUUUUGUUAAAAAACAAACAAAACACUGCUAUGAGGGGCCGACUUGUCCAGGGUGUACCUUGCCUUCCGCCCCAAUGCAGCUGAGAUAGGCCCCAGCACCCCCCGCCACCCCAAAAGGGACAAGCGGUAGAAAUGGAUGGAUGGAUGGACAAACAAAACACUUGUCAAAUCACCUAAGCACACAUUAAUGAAUUUUAUGAGCACAUUCCAUGUAUAUUUUUGACUUAAACUAAGCAUUUUCACACAUUAAAAGGCCCAAAUAAACUAGAAAUAUCAAUAUUACAACAGUAUUGACCCAAAAUUACAAAUUUCAUUAUACU
Nerophis lumbriciformis (worm pipefish) is the source of this 2068-nucleotide messenger RNA. RefSeq names its product polymerase (DNA directed), mu (gene polm). Gene Ontology annotation, biological process: double-strand break repair via nonhomologous end joining. Lineage: Eukaryota; Metazoa; Chordata; Actinopteri; Syngnathiformes; Syngnathidae. Gene Ontology annotation, molecular function: DNA binding; DNA-directed DNA polymerase activity. The record is from RefSeq and is a predicted model, not a curated record. Gene Ontology annotation, cellular component: nucleus.